Messenger RNA from Spinacia oleracea (spinach), 1606 nucleotides. RefSeq lists its product as uncharacterized. Lineage: Eukaryota; Viridiplantae; Streptophyta; Magnoliopsida; Caryophyllales; Amaranthaceae. Gene Ontology annotation, cellular component: CCR4-NOT complex. The coding region runs from base 187 to 1149 and encodes 320 amino acids. Gene Ontology annotation, biological process: mRNA catabolic process. The transcript has 9 exons. The record is from RefSeq and is a predicted model, not a curated record.
AAUAGGUUACAUCUUACCACACAUCUCAUUGUAGUAGAUAAAUCAAGUAUUUAUCUCACAAUAAGAGCAGCGUGAACUGUUACAAGACUAAACAGAAUAUAAAAAUCUGAUUAAUAGAGAAGACAUUUUUUUUUUAUUGUGUGCGUUAUUUUAUUAGGUAGAAAACCAGAAAGAAAUCAAAAUCAUAUGGCAAAUCUGCCACAAUCUCUCUCCUUAAACGCACCAGCUUACGGCCCAGGACUCGGUGGCGCGUCGCCGGCGAACCCGCAGUCAAACACUAACGUUGACCGGAAAAUGCAGUCGGCUGAGAUUCUCGUCCUCGACCUCAGCAAUCCCGACCGCCGUGAAAACGCGCUUCUCGAACUUUCCAAGAAAAGAGAGUUGUUUACGGAUUUGGCUCCUUUGCUGUGGAAUUCUUUCGGAACUAUUGCUGCCCUUUUACAGGAGAUUGUGUCGAUAUACCAAGUGCUGUCUCCACCUUCCUUAAGUCCAGUGCAGUCAAACCGAGUCUGCAAUGCUCUUGCCCUAUUGCAGUGUGUAGCAUCUCACCCUGAUACGCGGAUGUUAUUUUUGAAUGCUCACAUUCCUUUAUAUCUGUAUCCUUUCCUCAAUACAACAAGCAAAUCCAGGCCUUUUGAGUACUUGCGACUAACUAGCCUGGGUGUCAUUGGUGCUCUGGUAAAGGUUGAUGAUACAGAAGUGAUUAGUUUCCUUCUUUCAACAGAAAUAAUUCCAUUGUGUCUUCGUACCAUGGAAAUGGGCAGUGAAUUAUCAAAAACAGUAGCUACAUUUAUAGUCCAGAAGAUUCUUCUGGACGAUGUGGGCUUGGAUUACAUAUGUACAACAGCAGAGCGCUUUUUUGCAGUUGGAAGAGUUUUAGCCAACAUGGUUGCUGCAUUGGCUGAGCAACCUUCUUCACGGCUGCUGAAACAUAUUAUUAGAUGUUACCUUCGACUUUCAGAUAAUCCAAGAGCAUGCGAUGCUCUGAGAAGCUGCUUGCCUGAUAUGUUGAGGGAUGCGACCUUUGCUAGUUGCCUUCGUGAAGAUCCAACUACAAGAAAGUGGCUUCAACAGUUGCUUCACAAUGUUGGAGGAUCCCGAGUUGCAUUUCAACCCGGAACUGGAUUUGAACAUAUGUUGGUGAACUAAGUUAAACUGGAUUUGAACAUAUGUUGAUGAACUAAGUUAGACAUAUUACAAGCUUCCUGUACUGCAGACCAAGUGAUAGCUUCAGACCUUCUGUAUGUCGUCGAAUUAAAUUAACACAUCAUUAGAAGCUUUGCCUUGUAUGCCGAAUGACAGAAAAAACAAGAAAAAGACAAUGGAAAGGCAGAAAGGAACUCGUAUUUUAUUUUAUUUUAUAGUAUUUACUCCCAAAAGAAAGCCUAGAAAUUUAAGGAUAGUUGGGUUUUAAACUAUGAUUAGCAGUUAGCCUAGGCGAGGCUUAUCAGCUUUUCCUUCAUUUUACUGAACUCGUUAUGUGGUACUUUUUAAUGAUUAGCUUUUUGUAAAUAAAUAGGAAUUCAUUUAAUUGUUGUUUAUGAUUCAGUGGUUUCAACUAUCCGUAAAGGUUUAUUGAGGACCUCAGUGGUUUCAACGUUUCUUA